Messenger RNA from Racocetra fulgida, 854 nucleotides. NCBI's taxonomy places the organism in Eukaryota, Fungi, Glomeromycota, Glomeromycetes, Diversisporales, Gigasporaceae. The record is from the annotation of a GenBank genome assembly.
AUGUCUAACGUCUAUGAAGCAAUCAAAAUACUUGAUUCAAAAGAGGAAAGAACUGCACUACGAACCCUCUUCACUAAUAAUCCAGAAAAAAGAGCUGAAGCGGAACGCAUCCUUCCUACAUGUGAAGAUAACGAAGAGGUAGUUUCUUAUUUCAAAGAUCUCCUAAAACCUGAAUCACCUAGUAAACGAAGAAAAUACGAUGAAUACGAUGACGACGACGAAAAACUGGAAAGGUUUUGGAAUGCUUUGAAGGACGGGAAAGUUGAGGAGCAUGAUGGUGGCCAAUUUCUUGAAUUAUCCAGGGACGUUUCCUAUCUUCUAGGCAAAGAUGAACAAGUUGUAUAUCACAAACAUAACAAGUCUCCGAUUCUCUUCAGUGAGGAAGGUGUUUUCAGUCACACCGAAGACAAUAUUCAUGCAUUCAAAGGUUACUUGGGAAAUGAAGAACUUUUCCGUAAUCUUACUCAAGAAUAUGUUCGGAAAUUAUACAAUGAAUGGGGUGGAAUUCCUCGGUUUACCUUGUUUUAUGCUCUCAAUGAUUAUCAGCAAGAUCUUCUUCAAAGGGCAAUUAAUUCGGUUGACGAUAAUCUGUUAAAUUUUGUUGGUGAGACCACAGAUGAUAAUAGCGCCAGUCAUAAAAUCGUCCAUAUCUGCACGAACAUACCAAAAGGAGAGGACGAAGGAGAGGAUGGAGAGGAAGGAGAUGAAAGUGUAGAAGAUGUGGAAAUAACGGAAGUAGAAGAUAAUCCUGGAGAGCCCUCUACGUCACCAAAAUCUCCCACAGUAACUAGACCAGAUAAAAGAAAAAGUGUUAUAGGGAAGGAAAAACCUUUCUAUUCAAUGUUAACUCUAGA